Molecule: messenger RNA, 618 nt
Organism: Caenorhabditis bovis
Lineage: Eukaryota; Metazoa; Nematoda; Chromadorea; Rhabditida; Rhabditidae
Source: the annotation of a GenBank genome assembly
AUGAGCGUUACGCGAAGCUAUUCGCCCAACGGUCUCAUCCGCCCAAAUCCUGAUUUCUAUCUGUGCUGCGGACAUUUUCACGCCACGACAGCCGCCAAAUUUUUCGCCGUUGUCUUCUUCGGCAUUUGCCUAGUGGUCUCCGCGUUGAAUGUCUUAUUCUUUGGCAUCGACAAACAAUGGAUUUCCAUUUUCUGCUUCUUCUAUACGGUUUAUAGCACGAUUCUCAUUUACGGUGUGUUUCUUGAGAAGCCGAUGUUCCUCGUCCCAUUCUUAUUCAUUCAUGGGGCUCUUUCCGCUUUCUUAAUCGUCGUUAUAAUAUUUUUCUGCACUUUUGGCUUCGCCACCGAUGUUGUUCGAACGCAUCACGCGGAAAAUCAGCCACUCCGCGAGCUUUAUGGAAUGCAUCACUUGAAUCCCGAUGACGAAGAUACGCAAACCAUUGUCACUAGUAUCGCCCUCUUCACUGUUACAUUUUCAUACAUUAUGUGCACUUAUUCGUGGUAUGCGAUAUAUCAAGCGUUCAAGAGUUUCAAGGAGGAAAAUCGUACAAUGUUGCCGGGAUGCGAACUUGGCAUCGUAGCAACCAACGACGAUGAAAAUGAAAACGAGAAGAAUUGA